AUGCAGCGAUACGUGGCGAAGCAUCCCUUUCAGGGGGAUGUCCGCCAGUCUCAACUGUCGUUUCCACAGGGGACCAUGAUCACAGCCAAAUUGGGACAGUCGGGAGCCUGGUGGUGGGGUGCCUGCAAUGGCAAGGAAGGAUGGUUUCCACCAACGUACGUGACGGCUGCUCCGCAAGCAGCUCCUACACAGUCCUUUGGUCAGCCACAGCAGCAACAACAGCAACAACCAAAUGUGUCCAUGCAACAAAGAAUGCAACAAGCUAGUUUCCCUUCGUCGGUCAACCAGCAGCAAAGACAAACAUAUCCACAGCAACAGGGAUAUCCACAGCAGCAGCAACAGCAGCAGCAACAACAGGGAGGAUUUCAUCAGCAACAACAACAAUUUGGUUCGCCUCAUCUGCAACAGCAGCAGCAACAACCCUUCAGUAAUAUGGCAGCGGCUAGACCACAGGCGGCUGCCUAUCAACCUGCCCAAAUUUCCGAUCCCUUUGCUGGGUUGGACAAUAUGGGGCCUUCUGCUACUGGGUUUGGAGCCACAACUUCCCAGUUGCCUUCCCCUGAUUCUACCAUGCCUACUGGAAUGCCAGCGGCUCAGGCACAAAGCAUGGGAGCCUUGCCCGGCUUUGGAUCGCCCGCCAGCAGCCAAGGGCCACCGUCUCCUCUCAGGACUACUUCUGCAGCUCCUCCCGCUGCACCAUCUCCUACACAAGCUCAAAUUUCAAACAUGUCCGUUUCACAGUUGCGAAAUUUGGCACGAGAGCGAGGCGUCGAUGUCUCCAAUUGCAUUGAACGCGGAGACAUGGUGCAGCGACUUCAAGGAGCGUCCACCAUGCGAGGAACUUCUGGUACUGGGGGAAUUCCUUCUCCUGGGCGUUCCACGUCUCCUGUACCACCAUCGCAACAACAACAACAACAACAAGCAGCACAGCGAUCCCGUCCUCAUACACCCCAACAAAAUGCCAGCGCGUCCAGAGCUCGAUCCACCAGUCCAGUUCCUCCCGCCAAAUCUCGCACAGUGUCGGCUGUCCCAACUCCAGCUAGUGCUAAAAAGGCGCAAGAAGCAUCCGCUGCCCCACAACAACGAACACCACCCAGACCGAGCAAAUCGUUUUCGUCGGUGAGCUCCAAAGAGAGCCCAAGUCCGAACAAGGCUAAGGGUGCUCCCCCGCGAAGCCAUUCACAGUCACCCUCCAAGCCAGGGUCGCUCAAAGACAUGGCCGAGACGGCAGAAGCACGUGUGGCUCCUUCUGCAGGGACAAAGGGUCCCACACAACUUUCGCCAGAAGAACUGAGAGCCCUCAAGGAACGGGAACGAGAAGAAGCCGACCAAAAGGCACAGCUGCGACGGGAAAAGGCAGAAAUGCGAGGACAUCACGAACCCGAAACCAAUGCUGGAGGAAUUGGAACCAGUGGAAUUGCAUUGUCUACAACAGCCUCGGGUGAAAUCGAAGUUGGAUUGUCAACACGAUUGCAAGAAGAAAGCGAAGCCAGCAAAUACGUCACAUUCAAUGCGUUUGAUUAUUUGUCCGGUACUACAGGUGGCAAACCUACGCGAAAGUUCUAUCCCAUCUACCGAGUUCCACCCUUUUGGGCUCUUUUGAAUUUGCAGACGUACAUUCGAAGACAGCCCAUUCCACCUGAAAAAUUGAAUGAUCGCGCAGCCAUGUAUGAACGAUUGGCCAAGGCGCUCAGCUUUGUCUCGCAUGUCUGUGCCGAGUCUCCGUCGUUGAGAUACUUGAGACACAAUCACAUGGCUUGCGAGGCAUGUAUCAAGCUGAUUUCCAUUUUGCCCCAUUCAGCAGGUGCAUCGGGAAAGAAUUUGGAUGCGCUAUUUUUGAAUUUUAUCAAUGUCUUUGUGCCUCUGAUUGACAAGGUGCAGCCAAACCAGCAGCUUGUCUUGCCUGGUGGAUGGCAACAACCAGACUAUUGCAAUAUUUGCCUUUACGUUGUUCGAAACUGCGGCGACAACAAAUGGAGUUUCACGAUCUGCAACACCAGCAAGGACGGUCUCGAAUACCACCCUUCGUCCUUUGACCCAGAAACUGGGCGUCAGUUGAAGCAGCUUGCCAUGACAAUUUGGGAAAUUCCGUCUGCCAGGCUCCUAGAUUCGACGUUCUGGAUUCUGCUAUUUCGCAUGCAAGUCUACCCUUCGCGAAAGAACACAGCCGAGUUCCUCUACACGAAAUUGCUUCCGGCAUUGAACUCGAGGCCGCUUCUUUCCAAUUUGGAUCAAGGCCCCGCUGAAUACCUCGAAGUCCCGGACGCGAUUACUGCCUCCACGAUGCAUCCCUUGGCAAGGUUGGCUCUGACCACCAGUCCUGCCAUAGGGCAACGUAGCUCUGUUUACUCGACCCUCUUGGUGAUGAACGCGGCGCUCAGUCUAGCCUACAAAGAAAUUGAGAAUGCACCGGCUCACUCGUUGGACCCGGAAGACACUCGUAUUCUCAAGCUGGCGGGAAGAAACUUGUCCAGUUUUGCCGCCACUAUGGAUCCGUCAAAGGUCGGAGACGACACCUUGCUCGCUGGUCUUUCGGCAACGUGGGAUUUUUUGGAUCGAUUCCUGAAGAAAAUCAACUACACGGCGUCCAGACCUAUGGAUCAGUACAGUCAUGGCCUGUCAAAGUCAGCAAUGAAAGACGAAUUCUCGAGAGGAAUCAUCACGUCACUCAAAACAUCGGCUGGCAGCGCGGCGCAUCCUCUGUUUGGACGGAUGCGACGAGAUGACUAUGAAAAUGUCGUCAAGAGGCUGAUGGGCGAUCCCAGGCAAGAUCCCAUUUUGAUCCCCGCUGUCCUCACCGAUGAAGGAUUGCCCCCAGUGGCUAUUGACUAUGCCACGGCAUCGUCUUCCUUGCAACGAAUCGCGGAUGCCUGCAGUCUUCUUCUCCAGCAACGACGACUCGUGAAGAACUCUCCAGCAUUUGCAGCUUCUGCGGCGCAGUAUUGCUUGACCCACAUCCUGCCCAUGCCCAACGCGGAUCCCAAGUUUUGUUUCUGGAGGAAGGGUCAGAUGCGACGCGAAACGCAAGUCAAUUUGUUGUUUUUGAUCCGUCGUAUUGUCCGAAUCUACGCCGCGGCGACAGCCUGUGUUCAACAGUCACGUGGUUUGGUGGCCAUCAGAUCAACGGCACUAGCAGCAGGUGCUUGUGUCGCGGACGCUAUCUGUCGAGUCAAAGCAGUGGAUGACCCUAGUGCCUUCUGUCUCCAUUACUCGGGGCUAUGUGAAGGUCCCACGGAGCCGUUCGGCAUAGAGGCUGGCAGUUAUGACUCACUCGGGUCCAAUUUACCGAUAUAUGAUCCUGUGCUGUGUGCACUCCGUUUUCAGUGUCUCGAUUAUUUGCGGGGUCUCACAUUGAAGGACGACGGCAGCAAACGCAAUACGAUUUUCAAUUUUGACAAGAGUCUCACUGCCAUGGAUGGAGAUCUGGUUCUGAUCAAUCAGCUCUCGAUUCAGUUGGCAUUUCAGCGUCCUCACCCACCCACGCCUGAAGCGGUCGCCAACCAUGCCACGAUGCUCAUCUCGGGAAGGAACGGAUCCAUGUUGGAGGUGCUUCCUGAUUUCGAGUAUUUCCGUGACAUAGUCUUUGCAUUCCGUCACGCGGUCUCUGGAAAGGCCCAAACCGCACAAGAUGUCCCCGACACUCACACCUGGUUGCCCUCUGAUGCCACUCUUCACUGGGAAGUGAAGCGCAUCCAAAAGGACAAUCCCUUGCUCGAGUACUCGGUCAAGGCAUUCCAUGGGCACCCUCAAGGGUUUGUCGAAGUCGUCGCGCAGCAAGCUACUGUCAAGACCAAGCAGAAAGGUUUCCUGUCACUGUUUUCCAGCAAAGAAAAAGAAGUCCGGGCUCGACUUUCCUCUGCUGAUCCCAACACGGUAAUCAACUCUUGUGGAGAAAAGUUUCUGAACAAACGGAACGCCAAACCCAUUUCUGUUCACACGGAGGAUGACAUUCUACACCUUGAAAACAAAGAGCUUCCUACUUUCGGACAUGUCCUUAGUCCCUCGGACUCGGAGAGAUUUGUGCAGUUCCUUACAGCACCGUACAUUCGAAUCCCCCUGAUCAUGGAUUUCUUCGCAAAUGGAGACCCCACCCGUCUCUCCGGCUUGAAGACCAAGUCCCUGCAAAUGAUUGUUGACGCCGCGCUCUUUGAACCAGGCCGAUGGAAGCCUGCUGACUACACGGACACGAUCACUGAGAUUCCGGUGGUUAACUAUGACAAACUCGAGGAAUUACUGGCAACGGCGCAUGGAACAAUGUUCAACGAAAUUGCUAAGUCUCCUGACGUGAUUACGACUUGCGUCGUCAAAAUGCUUGAACGAGCACUCGAUAUGGAUGUCGGGAAAUAUACCAAGAAGGCCUCCUCUGGGCCUCUAAUUCUCUACCUUAUUCGACUUGCUGUGCGCAUUGAGGGAUACAUGAAAUAUGCGUUGAAGAAAUGCAUCCCCGGCCAACCAAGGCCUCGCGGGCUCGAGUCACUGAGCAACAUCAAAGUGGAGGCUUCCUUAAAGAAGAUCCGUGCACUGUUGGAUUCACAGGCCAUUCCCACCCUGGAGUACUGGAUCCACCCUAACCGUUGCAAAGACGUUGACGUGAUGAAUCUUGUUCACGCACAUUUGCUGUAUCUGUUCAAAAACUACGACUACGAAGAUUUGGAUUACCGUGCAGUGUCAGUCAUUUUGUCUUCCCAAGUCUACUUGACCAUCAAUCACAGGUUCAGCACGAAGGUGUACGAUGACCUACAGGACACCCACAACCCUACAGCUCCGCCACCGUCCAUUCAGAUUGCUCAGUCCGAGGUUUUCGAUGUGAUUCAAGCGCACCGCUACAACAUUCUCCGCUUCUGCAGAGAAAGAAAAGAAGAUGGAGACCACGCCAUGGAAGCCGUUGUUAGGGUUGCCACUGGAACUGGAAGCCGCGAGGACUCCGAUUUGAAGAAGAGGCAUUGGCAGAGCAUUGGACACCCGACUUGCUAUGGUCGAUUCGUGCCAGACACAGAAGAUGUCAAUCUUCGCGACGGAACCUAUCGAAUACCGAAACCAGGCCAAACUUACGAAGAAUGGAUGCUCUACGUCACAACCAAGGCGGUUGGGAUCGAGGUCAAUCUACAGCUCAGUGACUUUACACUGCAGAAUCACAAGAUGACGCUUCUGGACCCGCACAUUAUGGAGGAUCCCGACUUCGCGGAGACGCGACACUCGGCGCUGAAAGAUGCCAGUGAUGUGGCGUGUGCCGAAGUCAUGCACACGACGAACAGGUACUGGUGGCGUUUAGUGGGUCGCCGUUAUGACAUUGAAUCAUGGAGCCCCGAUUCGAGGAACUACUAUGAUAUCAAGUGGUCGAUGGAUUCGAAGUUCACCAGGAAAUUUCCAAACAGUUUGCGUCCGGGAGAGCGAUGGAUCUCGGAGACACUGGGGGAUAAGCUUGCUCUGAUUCUCCCACAAACAACCCUGUAUAUGACCCCGAACGAUCUCUCGGAGGAGCCGUUUGCUCUGUUGGCGGGAUGGAUCAAAAACCCUGACAGCACAGCGUCCCUUGCAACCCACACUUUGAAGGAAGUAGUUGUUUGGCAAAACCCGCCAGCCAUUGCCAUUUUCAAUGUUGUCGAACAUGGCAGACGCCACAUGCGUGUGCUCCAGUAUACGUCAAACCUGUCCCUUUGCCUGCACGAGGUGAACACUGGCGAGCCGUACCCAGAUCGAGUUGCAGGUAUCCUGGCCCUUUCUGCUGGUGUCCCAAUGACGAAGCAGCUCCCAGCUCCUUCACUUGUCGUCACGAGGGCUCUGAACUCGACCCUUGGAACACAAACAUACGUGCCGCCGAGAUUCCUUGCUGGCAUAAUCCCGUCAAGUCUCAUUGAGAAGUACGUGUUUUGGCAGAGUGAAAACGACGACAUCAUUGGCUACGAGAAAACCACCCAAAUGGAAGAGGACUUGGGCCCGGAGGACAAGAAAAAGGUACCCGACGCUGACGUUCCCUCAUCGAGGCUCAAGAUCACUCUGUCCAAGUCGACUGAUUUCGACAAGACUGGUUUCUGCAAUUCUGCGGCUGAAGCAAUGAUACAGCAAGUUCCCGUCUUGAGCGACGACAAUGAAAUCGAAAAGAGAGACUCCAAUCAACCCGUUCUGACGCUUUUGAGCGUACUCUGCGCACCCCCCUCUUCGCUCCUCAAGCGAGUUGGUAUGCUUUUGUCGCGGUUGGAUAACUUGGCUCAUGUCUUGGUUUGGAGCAAGUCGCAAGUCCAAUCAGCUCACUCUCCGGCUUCGAUCGACGUUAUCGAGUUGCCUCGCGUCAACCUUCGCUUCACCGCAAGGAGUGAGAAGACAAUCGAUGGAAAUGUUGUCAAUCGCAUGUAUAGCAAUGACUACGACGGCCUCUACAUUGCCAUUUCGACGGAGGCCAGAGAAAUUGCGGAAAGACUUUUGGGGUCAAUUGCUCAUUUCAUUGUAUUGCAGAAUGCAGACAACGAUCUGUUUGUCCUCAUUCCCGGCUGUGCUCUGCCGCGAAGGCUCCAUAUGGAUGGUGCUCACUUGUCUGUACAAGUCAUUCUGGAUCGACGAAACCAAGAAUGGAUCGACAACAUUGGAGAAGUCCGAACGUAUCUCUACCCAAUCCACAAUUCACGAUCUUUUCUGGUCACUCCAUCCUUAGCAUCGUCGCUUUACUUGAUGGUCAUGUACUUCAUCACCGGGUCGUAUCAAGACGUCUUCAAGAUGGUCGAGUCUUGCGUGAGCGAAGAUCUGAGCGCCGAAGAACAGCAAAUCUUCAAUCAGCUGGAGUUCCUUGGUAAUGACUUUCACCCGGAUGCGCAUGCCUGUCGAUUGAAGCUCUCGGUGGUCACGGUGGGUCUAGGAGCCGAUUCAAAGAUGAAGUGCCCAUGGAGUAUCAACGCGGAGAUGGAGGAGUAUGUGAAAAAGCAUAUCCAUGUAUCGUCGGCGUGCCGUUUGACAACCGAAGAGGAGAUGCUCCUGCUGCAACUUUGCAGUCCAGACUCUCGAGGACGACUUUCGCUCACACUGUUGAAUCGCAAGGCGUUUGUCACUGCCGUGACGAGUCUUUCCAGUCUCCCAAAGGACAAAACUUUGACAGUCAAGUUGGGCGUCGAAAAGCCUCCGGUUGUCGAAAACAUGGACACUGGCUUGGACAUGACCAUUUUCAACAACCACAAGAAGCUCAUGGUGUCCAGCAAGUUGUUUGGAGCAGCGUACAGCCGACCAGAGGAAGACCUGGGACAGGGCACCAGGACUGCGUUCGGUGGCGCACGAGCCUUGGAGUUUGUCAACGCUGCCGUGUCCUCCGGUAUUGAAAUGGCGUCGUCGCGUUUUGGAUUCCCCCUGAUUUACGAUUUGAUGACUGGGACAGUGGGCUUCAAAGUGCACCCCAACGACAGCCCUUACAACUGGGGUCGAAUGUUCUUCCGUCUGUUGCCUUCGACGGAUUACAAGACAGAGUCUGCGGAGGUGUCGGUGCUCAAAAUCCUAGCGGAAUGCUCCGCCAUUGCUCAGCAUCCGAGUAUCCCCAAGUUCCACAUUGACAGCGGUAUGACAAAGAUCAAGGGGAUGUUUCAAGGAAAAGAUGCCGUGAGUCGGCUGAUUGAUCAACUGCACAAUUUCCUUGGUCAGGAGAGUGUCAAGAACAUGAUUGCAAAUCCGAGAGUGUUCCAGGAGUCAGUGCCGCGAUUGGCCAUGAUUCUCAGUCGCCCCGAGUCGUAUGCUUCUCACCGGCUGUGGGUUGUACCGCGUAUCACCGACUACUCCCAGUCCACGUUCUAUCUCGACGUACAAAAUUGCGCGGCGGUCAACAUUCCUUUGAAGCAGUUGCAAUCCUUUGCCUCGAAACCAUUGGCUCCCAUCAAGCUCGAUUCGUUUGUCAGUAACCUAUCGCGGGCUCAAUUGGGAUUGCCGCCAGUAUCAGCGGCACUGCCAUUCGAUGUCAGUACGGUUCGUUCCUCGCAGACUCAUUGCUCUGUGGCAACCAUGAACCGUGUCAAGUCUGAUGUGUACAAAUACGCCGAAAAGACAAACUCGGAGCUCGCGCCCACACUGGUUGGCUUCACUCCUGCAGAGAUCCAGUCCUUCCAUACAAACCCCGCUGCCCUUAGCAAAGCCACGGCGCAGCUGAACAAACUGACCAAAUCUCUGAAUCAUGCAAUGGAGUUUGAUCGGAAGUCGCUCUGGAACCUGAUGAAUCGAUCCCUUGCUAUUGCAACCAGUGACGAGAGAAGCGAUACGCCAAGUGCAGGCGGCUCAGAUGGCGAAAUCAAGUUCAUGAAAUUCCGAUUGGGACAGGUCAGCGAACGAGAACCUGCUGCCUGGUUUGAGUUGUUGGUAGCAUCGAUCCUAUCCACCACGUCUGAGCACGAUAUUCGAUCCUUGAACCCGUACAUGUCGGGAGUGGCGUAUAAGACCGUGACGAGUUUGACAGUGGUGGCGAUGCUCACGUCGAUCAGGAUCAGUCAAACCCAUCGCGCGCUCACAAGUCUGUCCAAGCUGAUUCUGCAGCUGAGGAAGGUGAAUGUCGCCAACAAGCCUGAGGAGCGCCACAAGAUUGUUAUAGAGAUCAAGCUCCAGGCAUCCAAGGUGGCUCUGGAUGUUGCCAACGAGAGGCACUACAUGAAGAUGAACGCACAGAACCCAAAUUUCAUUGAGUUUGACCCUCGGUAUCUUGUCUUUGAAUUCACGUACUCACUGAUGCUGCGCAAGAGUCAAGUCAUCCUUGUGAACAAGCUCAUGAACAGCCUGCGAAAUGGCAAGUCAAUGUGUCAUCAAAUGAUCAUGGGAGCAGGAAAGACGACAGUCGUGACUCCGUUGCUUGCAUUGAUGCUGGCAGAUGGCAAAUCUCUUGUCACUCAGGUUGUCCCGCAUGCCCUGCUGGACUUUUCGCGAGGUGUGAUGAGAGAGAAGUUUGCAGCUGUUGUGAGGAAACCUGUCUUCACAUUCAAGUUUGAUCGCAGCACGACAAUCUCUCGGGAUCUCUACUUGAAGCUCUGCAAAGCCCGAGAUAGCAAGGCUGUCAUUUGUGCGACACCGACAAGUGUAAAGUCUUUCAUGCUGAAAUUUGUGGAGAUGAUGAAGAUCUUGGAAGAGAAGAAAUUCGGAAGGAAAACGUACAACCCCGGAAACAACGGAUUCUUCUCUAAUUUCUCCCUCUCGGCCAUUGCCAGGCGUUUCAAGGACCAGUCCGUCCUGGUGGACCUGAAUGUCGAGCCUCAGGAUGUGUACUACUGCGCCGAGAUCCUGAAGCUCUUCAAUACGGGUGUCCUGCUACUCGACGAAGUCGAUUUGAUUCUGCAUCCGCUCAAGAGUGAGCUCAACUGGCCCAUCGGACAAAAGGACCCCAUUGACUUUAGUCGUUCUAAACUUGGUAUGGGUCUUCGUUGGAAUAUUCAGUGGCACGCCUUGGAUGCUAUCUUCUACUACUCCAAGAAGAAGAUGUCAGUGGCUUUCAAGGAUAGUCGGGAAGCCAUAACCAUUUUGGAACAAAUAUCCAACAUGAUCCAACAGGGUAUUGCGGCGAAGCACAUGCAGCAAACGCCUCACUUGGUCCUGCUGAAUAAGGCAUACUAUCACAAGGAAUUGAAGCCCUUGAUUGCACGCUGGCAACUUCUUUACUUGAGAAACAAGAGGCUCCCGACGGUGGAUGAUAAGCAUCUUCUUUCCUACAUGAUCAAUGGGCCAAUGAAGGACCGGCAGGCAGCAUCUGCUGUCCAGGUCGCCCUCGACGAUGAGUACAUGAAGAUGCUGAAUCUCAGUCAUGAUAUUCUCAGGAACUACCUGCCUCAUGUCAUGUCAAAGAUCAAUCGAGUGAGCUUUGGCUUGCUGUCCAAAGCGGACCUAAAACUGUCGCUCGAGCAAGAACCAAACAUCUCCUUGACUCGAAGGCUCGCGGCCGUCCCGUUUGUUGGCAAAGACAUUCCAAGUCGGGCGAGUCAGUUCUCGCAGCCAGAUAUUGUCAUUGGCCUCACUAUCCUUGCCUACAGGUACGAAGGGCUUCGAUUUACUGAUUUUGAGAACGUCAUGAUGGAAUUACGAGAGCAGCUUGACUCUGAGUUUGGACCACUCCACAAGCGCCCAUCGGCGCUGCGAUACAAGGAAUGGGUGGAAGAAGCUGGCGGAAAGGUUCGCGGACCAAGAGAGGGCGAAAACGAAGGCGGUGACAAGGGAACUGCCGAUGCCUUCAAACGAGCUCCGAUGGGCCGUGUCGGUGGCAGAGGCGCAGACGACAUUUGGCCUCUGCACCUUUUGGAUUUGAAGGAUGAACAUCACAUGGGAGUUACAUUCAACCUGUUGAAGAACCUCCCUCACGUGAUGCAAUUCUACCUGGAAACUUUUGUCUUCCCACUUACCAUGGAACAUCACCACGAGAAGGUGAGCGCUUCCGGACAGGACCUUGGGGGGGACAUGUUGUUUGGAAGACGUGUUGGUUUCAGCGGAACCCCCAGCGACCUCCUUCCCGAAGAACUUGGUCAGUGUCAGUACGAUGACUGUGUCGACGGACAGAUUUUGGACUUUUUGAUGUCUGAAGCAAUCGUUUCGAGCAGGUUGCUUCGGUCUGAUUGGUCUGCCAAGAGCCUGCUCAACGAGAUUGCCACCGCCAACCCGCCGUUCCAUGCUCUUCUCGACUGUGGUGCUUUGGUGACCGGUAUGAGCAAUCUUGACGUGGCACGAUACUUGCUCACAAAUGGCCUGCCCAAUGAAUUCGAUGGAGUGGUGUUCUUGGAUCACAAGGAUCGCAAAAUGAUCUUGAUGAGACAUGGCUUGAACGUUGUUCGACUGAAUCAAGCUGGUAUUCCGCCUCACCGUCGAUUCUCAUUCUACGAUCAAAUCCACACCACGGGCAUGGAUAUUCACCAAACUAUCAAUGCAAGGGCUGUGCUCACCCUGGGUAAAGACAUGACCUUCCGUGAUUAUGCACAGGGUGCUUUCAGGAUGAGGGGUAUUGGAAAGGGGCAAACCAUUGAGCUCUUUGUUAUUCCUGAGGUGAUGCGUUUGGUCAAUGAUCAGUUUCAGAAAGUGCAGGCCGGACGGGCAAAGGCCAAUGCACAGCAACAACAAGCGAGACCACCAGCUCCGGCGCCAAAUCCAAAUUCGUACGGCUCGGAUCUUUUGUCUUUGUCAGACCCGUUGUCUGUGUCCACGCCAUACACGCCAGUGACAGGAGCAGCAGCCAACCAGGGAAGACAGCUGUUGAUCAAUGUUGCUGCAUGGUUGACCAUCAACGGCAUGAAGAGCGAAAACAUGCAAUUCCGAAUGCUGUGUCAUCAGAGCAUCGACAACGUCUCGAGAAAGAAAGCAUAUCAUCUAAUGGCUGCUUGCUAUCGAGAACUCACACAGCUUGCCUUUGCAUCCCGUGUGAAGGAGUACUUGCCCGGCAGCGGCGGAAGUCCUGCAAAGGCUCCCAAAGCCAGUGACAUUGCGAGCGACGUGGAGCCAAAGAAGACAGCAAACAGUAUGCUCUUUACGGAUGAUGCUGAAGCGAUUCGGUCGGUAGUGUGGGCAGGAACCGGCGGUGGUGCCAAUCGGCUUGGUGUUGUCGGUAUUGAUAAGAUCCAACAGAGUGUCGACAUUCUUACAGAGCGAUUGGACUUCACUGUCCAGAAUAGCAUUCCGUUGCCGGUUCCUCUAUCUGAUACUCUUCGCAAUAGUAUCCUGCGACGAAAAGACUUCAUCACAACAGAUUACGACAAGGCAGUGGUGGACAAGAUUUUGAUGGUGCUGGUCAACAGCGAGGGACUCGCCAAGAAAAAGUUCGGAGAAGCCUCAGUGGCCGAAGCUGCAGAAGAAGAGCAAGACGCAAAUCUCCAGAAGGAGCAGGUUGCGGAGGAAGAAGUUCUCAAAGAACAGGAGGAAGAGGAGGAAGAAGAAGAGGAGGAAGAGGAAGAAGAAGAGGAGGAAGAAGUGGUGAACGAAGCUCCCAAGAAAAAGAAGUAUUCGCGAGACGGAGAGAACCCAACCCCUUGGAAAGUGGAAUCCCUCGCAUACAAUCAAGGCGAGAAGAAAAAACAGGGUGUCCUUGCAACUCUCAUGGCAGAUGUCAAGAGUUGGGAGAAGUACUUUUAUCCUGCUAGCAAGUUCUCCGUCAAGAAUUACUUGUUCUCCAAGGGGGUUGCUCUUGAGUUCCCUGAAUAUAUGUACAUUUCCACGAAUUACUACCAGCAACUUUGGAGCACGAAGACUCAUCGUCGAUUGAAGAAUGUCAUUGUAACCAUGGACUUUGUGCCCUCCAAGGCCGCCGUGAAAGAGGUCGCUGCUGUCGGAAAGCCUUUCUCGGACGAACAAGAGGCCAGCUUGAAGCGGGCAUUCCUUGGCACAAACAACGAAAGCAGGGGCUCGAUCUCAGUGACUGAGUUGAAGGAAGUGUUGCGAGCUGUCGAUGUGGACGUGGACGGAGAAGACGGAGACAAGUUCUUCUCACAGAUGCCAGACUUGCAAGGUCGAGCCAUUACAUUCGAUGAAUUGAAACACUACCUGACCCAAAGAAUGUUCUAUCGAGUGCAGGCAGGUCGACACUACGUUGCCCUUUCGCUAUUUGAAGCUGAGUGUAUGCGUGCCGUAAUGCACCAACAGGCCGGCCUUUCCCUUAUCCCUGGGGCCGAUACUACGGUUGCUUUGCGAACCGAAAAAACGACGCUCGACACCACCUAUGGCUAUGAGCCAGCCCAGAGCUUCCAGGAUGGAACCGCUUACUCAUGCUUCCGUUUCAUUGACAGCCAGAUUGCAUACCAACCUCGUGAGCUCAGCUUAUUGCUCCGAGCACUCCAGAACAACGACUGUGAGCGACGUUACAACUACUUUGUUGAAGUCCGCAGUAAUCGACGACGCAAGCAGAAGGAUCCCGCAACGACAGCACUUUCCAAGAUCUUUAUCACCGCUGACGAGCAUCAUCUUCUCAACUACAAGAUUGCAGCCGGUAGAAUUACGGCGCUGCUCAAGUCUCGAGGAAUGUACCCCCGCGACUGCUUCGCAGCAAUUGAUCGAGACCGUGACGGUCUUCUGGGUUUGGAGGAUCUGAAGCGCGGUCUUGACUGGCUUGGUUUGAAGAUCGAUCACGUUGUGUUGCUGGGCUUUGUGAAAGAACUGGACAAAGACCAGGAUGGCUUUAUCAACCUGGACGAAUUCAAAGGAGCUGUUGGCUUUGAAGAUGAUGGUACGAUGGCACAGAAUAUGGCAGCUUUCAAUGGCGGAAUGCCUCUGCCACCGAUGCCCUCAGAUGAUCAAACAAAGGCCAUUGUCAAGAUCCCUGAGCCAGUGCUUGCAGCCAUCAAGGUGAAGGUCAAAAAGGUCACCAAAUUCAAUCAGAUCUGGACAAGCCAAGGCAGCAUGAGUCGCCAAAAGAUCAGCAUUUGGGAACCCGUGGUGUCAAGCACCAUCCUUCGACAAAAUAAAGUUUCAAUUUCGAUGGGCCACUUCCAUGGCAAGAACUACGACAAUCCGAAUCGUGACAAUGCUGAGCGUCUGUGUCUGGAAGUGACGGAUACGACGGGCAGCUGGGUGGGUGGCAGUAGCUGGCUGCCUCAUGUCCUGAAUCGGUACAUGCCUCAUCCUGCUCGGUUCCGCCAGGCUUGGAGCAUUACGCACGGAAGCAACCCUUUCUAUGCCUGGGAGCCGGUUCCUCCGGCUGACGAAUUUAUAGCACUUGGAUUUGUGGGAACCAAGAGCGACAGUCCUCCUGAUGUCAAGUCUAUUCGAUGUGUACCUCGUGAUUGGUGCAAAGAGACUGGCUUCAUGCAAAAGAUUUGGGAUGACAGUGGUUCAUCCGGGCGCCAGGGAAGCAUCUGGGUAUUCAAUCGGCUGUACUUGAUUGGAUUUGUCAGUGGCAGCGAUCCUCCAGUGCGAAAACCUUGGGAUCUGAAGGCCAGGAGAUUCUUCUUGCGUCAAUUCAGCGAUACCAAACGACAGGAUGUCAGUGCUAGUGGAGGGGGCUACACAGCACCAAAAGAUCAGAAGUAA
Seminavis robusta is the source of this 13947-nucleotide messenger RNA. The record is from the annotation of a GenBank genome assembly. NCBI's taxonomy places the organism in Eukaryota, Bacillariophyta, Bacillariophyceae, Naviculales, Naviculaceae.